Seminavis robusta is the source of this 2376-nucleotide messenger RNA. The record is from the annotation of a GenBank genome assembly. NCBI's taxonomy places the organism in Eukaryota, Bacillariophyta, Bacillariophyceae, Naviculales, Naviculaceae.
AUGGACCCAUCGCAUCACAAGGCGGGGUCAUCAUCAGCAGCAGCAGCCACAACAGGAGGGACAUUUUCUUCUUCUCAUAAUCAGCAGAAGACAACCAACUCCAAUCCUAGUAGUAGUACUACCACCACUCCCAACAGCAGCAAUCGGGGACAUCGAGUUCGUAGUGGCGACGACUCGACUUCCAAGAAGAAGAAGAAGUCCCCCCAGAAGAAGCGCCACUUGUUGACCAUUGCUAGUGAAUACUAUAGUAGUAGUCACGACUAUAACAACAACAGCACGAUGGAUUGGUUCGGGGGGAUCUUUGACGAACAGCCGGCCAAGGAAGAAGAGUUCCCCAAAGACGAACAAGAGUUGGAUGAUGCCGCACGAGAUGCCGCCAAGGCGGAUAUUCGAAGGAUUCUCAGUACGACUUCCGAAGAGGCAGACCGUCAACUGGAACUCGACCCGUAUGACCACACACUCGUCCAACAAAUCGAAAAGGAAUUGGCCGAAGAAGGCAGUGGCGGAGACAGCGACACGAACAACACUCAUCGCAUCAGUGAAGUCGCCACUAUUACCGAUUCCGUCAAGGGCGAAAACGAUGAUCUCGAUGACGACGAUGACGAUAGCGAAGAACAAGAAGAAGAAGAAGGCGCCCUGCCCAACUUGGCCAACAUGUUCUUUCUAGGACAAGUCGCCAACAAGUUCAAAAUUACCGCCACGGCGCGCAAAUCGGUAGCCGAGCAAAUGAAGAUUGAAGCCGAUAUACGAGCCUAUUUGGCCAUUGAUGGCAACACGGAAGAUCAACUGCGUGCCACGGGAGAAUUUGACAAAGAAGAUGCCAAUCGCGUCCUCGCAAAAAUCAAACAAGAACGAGCCAUUCUCAAAUUGGCCGAAACGGAAAUGACCGAUGCCAGUUCCAAAUCGCAAUCGCAACAGCAACAACAAAAUACCCCCAAGAGUAGUAAUAAUACGCAACUCGAAACGAGUCCGUCCGGAGAAGCGGUCGAAUUGAUUGAGGAAUUCUCCAGAGAUGAUAAUGAUGAUCAAUCGUCAAAAGAUCAAGUCAAGAAACAGCUCUUUGGUGACCAACAGCAGCCAGACGAUCUCGACUCGAUUGAACAAUCCCGUACGUUCGAACAAAACGAACAGAAUGAUCCUACCGCUACACUCCACAACGACAAUAUGGUACCACUCGUCGAAUCCAUGGAAAGUACCACUUCGUCCGAUCUUGGGACUAACGCCAGUUCGGCGGCGGGAGCCUACUUUGAUCCCAUUCGGGCGUCGCGGACGGACGAAAGUAGUAGUAUCAAGGAUUCUCUGCCCAUGAUCUUGUCGGCAUCGACCGUCGGCAACAGCUAUCCAGCACCGCAGACUACGGAGGCGGAAAUGAUUGUCGCCCUUCAACAACAAUUGGCUCAAAAGGAACAACAUCUCGCACAAUCCAUUGACGAAUGGAAGGGACAACUCGAACAAAAGGAAGAACAGUUGGCACGAUCGCAAGGCAUUCUCGCGCACAAGGAAGAUCAAGUCAAGAUUCUCGAAGAACAAUUGCGCACGCGGCCGACGACUAUGAGCAAUAAGAGUACUCCCACCAAAGAUAAUACUGCUACGACCAAACAGCAAGCACUAUCACAAGAAACACCUCCUCCUCCGACACAAACAAAGUCGGACGAAGAAUCACCCUUUGACGAACGCGACAGUGACAUGCAACCACCACCACCAAAGACGUUUUCGCAACUAUUCCAAGAAGCACAGGCGGAAAUGCAGGCGCUGCAGGAACAUACCCUCGAACUCGUCCAGGAAUUGGAUCGGACCCAGACCGAGUCGCAGGCGACACAGAGCACCAUGGAAAAUGAAAGAAUACAAUGGCAAAAAGAACGCACCGAAAUUGUCAAGAAUUCCUUUGCCACUCUGCAAUCCAAAUUCCGAAGCAUGCGGGGUGAAAAGGACCAACUCGAAGCCACGCUAGAGAAGGAACGGCGGCAGUGGAAAACCGAAAAACAGCAGUGGCAAAAGGAACGGGAAACGUUGGUCAAGACGUCCUUUGCCAACCUCCAAUCCAAGUACCACGAAGUCAAGGGGGAGAAUGACCGACUGCAGACCACCUUGGAGAAAGAGAGAGAACAGUGGCAAAAAGAACGCGAGACAAUUGUCAAGGAGUCGUUUGCCAACCUUCAAUCCAAAUAUCACGAGGUCAAGGGGGAGAACGACCAACUGCAAGACACUCUAGAGACUGAGCGAGAACAGUGGCAAACGGAGCGCACGUCGAUUGUCAAGGACUCAUUUGCCAGCCUGAAAAACAAGUUCCAUGACAUCAAGGGGGAGAAAGAGAACUGGAAGCUACGCUCAAAACCAAGGAGCAAAGCUGGCAAAAAGAGCGCGAGUCUCUGGUGA